AUGGAAAACGAACAAGUUGCAAGUAAGGAAAUGAAAGUUGAGAUUCCAUCAAAGAGUGAAGUGAUGUCAAGUAGUGUUGGAGGUUCAAAUGUGGGACAAGGUGGACUUAUGAGACAACCUAGUAUGACCAAAACUAGUUGUCUAUGUUCACCAACAACACACCCUGGUUCAUUUCGUUGUAGGCUUCAUCGGACUCCAAGUCUUCAAAGGACCAAAAGUAUGGAACCAGGAUCGGUGUCUGAUCAGGAUCAACAUUAG
Molecule: messenger RNA, 258 nt
Organism: Lathyrus sativus (Indian pea)
Lineage: Eukaryota; Viridiplantae; Streptophyta; Magnoliopsida; Fabales; Fabaceae
Source: the annotation of a GenBank genome assembly